Messenger RNA from Suillus subaureus, 1746 nucleotides. RefSeq names its product LIM-domain binding protein-domain-containing protein. The record is from RefSeq and is a predicted model, not a curated record. The transcript is spliced from 6 exons. Gene Ontology annotation, biological process: negative regulation of transcription by RNA polymerase II; positive regulation of transcription by RNA polymerase II. Gene Ontology annotation, cellular component: transcription regulator complex; nucleus. NCBI's taxonomy places the organism in Eukaryota, Fungi, Basidiomycota, Agaricomycetes, Boletales, Suillaceae. The coding region runs from base 1 to 1746 and encodes 581 amino acids.
AUGACGGAUGUCAUGUCUAAUCCAGGCGGUCGUUCUGGAUUCCCCACUCCUGCCCAGCAGUUUGAGAUGCAGCACACCGAUAACAAUUUUAGUGCUAAUUUCAGCAUGCCGACCCAAGUAAACGUCCCUCCUCGUCCCCCAUCUCAUCCCACGUCCGGUACACAUCCUUCCAUACCACCUCGACAACUCCCACCUCCCCAUCAUCACUCUCCGCAUCAGCCCGAUCCUAUGGCAGGUCAUGCACAACCUCCUCCAAGACCCCAUUCGCAGCCGCAGGGUCCCUCUGUUAGGCCACCAUCACAAGCUGGACCGUCGCAAACACCCCGGGCCUCGCAUACCCAGCUUCCGCCUUCAUCCUCCACCGGUCUCCUACCUCCUACACGUAUACCCCCCAUCACACAAGCGCAGACGUCACCGCAUCAACAGCGGCAGGCAACUCCGGGGCAGCAGCCAAUAGCUCCACGGCCGCCGCAGUCUUCGACGAGUGCUGCUGCACCUCCUGUUACGACCGCGCCGUCCUCGGAGUCGACGGUCCAGCCUCCUAUCCGCGCCUCCCCUGUGGUGGCCAUGCCCGUUGGUCUUGGCCAGGGUCUUGUUCGAUUGCUCCAAUUUAGCGGUGUCCUUUCAGCCGAAAACCCCACUAAACAUCAGCUAUCACACUGGGAAACUGUUGUGAAAGACUACUUCACUCCGAAGGCCAUCAUGAAAUUUACCUUAUGGAAAGAUAACCAGCGGAAUGAAGCGAAGCCUUUCGUUACCACCCAAUCUGGCGUUAAAUCCAUGACACUCUCGCUAGAUGGUGCCAGAGAACGGCUACUCUCACAACACCAUGCGGUAGUGGAGUGUGUUGCAGCUGUUUGGACAUACCGAUACACCAACGGGUACACAGUCACACUUCGGGGCCCGCUCACAGUCCACGUUCUUCUGAUUCCUCACCCAAACACCGCCCCCUCCCAAACACCGCCAUAUUCCCUCAAAUUUGAUCACCUUCAAUUCGAUGCAAAUCUUCACGAAAAAUUCAUCGCAUUAGAUUCAGUAAUGGGUCAUAGGCAAUCGGAGUCGCCGAAGACGCCACGCGUGAGGACGGCACCGACGCCAAGUCCGAACGGGACGGUGAUGCAUAGGAUGGAUGAUGAGAGGAUAUGGGAAGAACCCAGAGUUAUGAUCGACCAUGCGUCGAUACCGGGAGAACCUGUGAACGCAUUUGGGAUUCCGCAAGCCACGAUGCGAUGUCUGGAGUUGGCGGAAAGUGUUAGUCAGAUGACCGAUCUAAUCGCAUUCGCGAAUGAAACGAAACUGGGACCAAUGGAUGCUCUUGAAAAGCUAGCGGAAAAGCUACGAGAAGGAUCUCAAGGGGGUCCCUACAUGGGCAUGCCUCUUUCAAAUGGGCACUUCCUCCCCUUUCAAGCCAUGAAUGGGCUCUCAUCGUCGCCAGCGGUGACAUUGUAUCACAGCAUGUCUUCAUCCCCGUCAGUAUCGCAUCCUGGGCCCUCUGCGCACUCCCCCCAAAACCUCCCUCCUUCGGCUGACAACUCACAAAAGCAGACCAGACCCCCGACCGCAUCUGGCGCGGCACCCCCCAACUCCUCAACUCCAGCCAAUGCACCCACACCUUCCCAAUCUGGCAUGACAACGCCUUCAAUGACCUCGGCUACCCUCAAACGCAAGACCAACGACACCAACUCGCCUUCUCAAUCAAAUGCCGAGCCAUCAAAAAAGACGCGAAAAUUGACCCAGAGACGGUAG